Molecule: messenger RNA, 2220 nt
Organism: Pneumocystis murina B123
Lineage: Eukaryota; Fungi; Ascomycota; Pneumocystomycetes; Pneumocystales; Pneumocystaceae
Exons: 6
Coding region: 95-2215 (706 amino acids)
Source: RefSeq, a predicted model, not a curated record
UUUUACCAAAAAACAAUAGUUUUUUGGUUUUUCUAAAUAUUUUCUUAUAAUUCUUGUUUAUAUGAAAAACCCUGUCUUUAUAAUCCUUAAAUAAAUGCAAUUAAAAUUAUUAAGGCUUUUUAUUGGAUUAGGGUUCUUGAGUUCAAUCAAAGCUGUUUAUCUUUUGGCUGAAGAUAUUCUGGGAUCUGAAGGAAAUCUAAAUUCUUUCUUAGUUUCUAAUCCAUGUAUUUCAUGUGAUAAAUAUAAUGAAGGUUUAUACAAUUAUAAAGAAGCGCCAAAAUCGACAAAAGAUGCAAUACUUAGACGUCUACGAUGUUAUAAUCAUUCAUUAAGUGGUAAUAAAGAUUAUUAUUUUAUUAAAACACUCAAUGAGCAUAAAUGUAAUGCUUUAAAUAUUAAAAACGGAAAAGUAUAUAUAGUUGAUUGCGAUCUGCCUUUUUCAUCAAUAUGCACUAAUUCAGGAAAAGAACGGGAUGUGAAAACUCCACCAUCUACUGAUAAGAAGCUUUCAUAUACAGUAAACAGUGCAUUUGGGAAAGUGACUGGUACACGGACAGAUCUUACUUUUACAUUUCUUGGAAUUCCUUAUGCUCUUCCACCUGUUGGAAAUUUGCGAUUCGAUGAUCCAGUUCGAAUAUCUAAACUUAAGAAGACAUGGAAUGCAACCUAUUAUCGAUCUUAUUGUCCUCAAGAUAAUACUCUUAUUCCUUCUCCUGUGAUUAGUGAGGAUUGUCUUUAUUUGAAUGUUUAUACACCUUAUAUUCCAGAGGAUGGUGAUUGUGAUUCUCAAUUAUUACCAGUUAUGUUAUGGAUUCAUGGAGGGGCGUAUAUUCAUGGUAAUCUGCAAGAUAUUUAUAAUGAUCCUAGCCAUCUUGUUGCUCAUGAGAAUGUGGUUGUGGUAACGAUUAAUUAUCGUCUUGGAGCUUUUGGAUUUUGGGGCUGUGGAAACCAAGGAAUCAAGGAUCAAAUUGUUGCUCUUCAAUGGGUAAGAGAAUUUAUUUCUUUUUUUGGAGGAGAUCCAUUGAGAGUAACAAUUGCGGGUCAAUCUGCUGGUGCAAGUUCAGUUAGAACACUUUUGUCGGCUAAAACUAAAACAGAGGGAUUGUUUCAUGCUGCUAUUAUGGUAUCUGAUCCUAUUUCUAUGGGUUUCGCUUCAAAGAAAGAUUCCGUUACUCAUAUUUCUAAGGAGUUGGCACGUUAUGUCGGUUGUAUUCAAAAUGAUACCAGUAUUGCCGAUCCGGAACUUAUGAAGUGUAUGCGUGGCGUAUCAGCAGAAGAAAUUCUUAUGUAUCAAGCCCUUAUUGUUAAUACGGCUUUUUUAUAUGCUGAAACUAUUACUUUGGGAGAGACGUAUAAGCCAUGUAUAGAUGGUGAUCUUUUAACAGAGGAUUUUUAUGAUUCUAUCGAGACUGGUAAUUUCGUUAAGGUUCCUUUAAUGCUUGGAUUUGUUAAGGAUGAAGCGACUUUUUUUACAGAUACUUUCCCCAAAUAUUUAGAGACUGAAUAUCUUGUUAAUUUAACUCUUUCUUCUUAUUUUAAUGAGGAACAGAUAGACAAGAUUCUAGCUUAUGAAUAUUAUUCUAAGGGUCUUAAUUUUAGUGAUAUUAAGAGUUCUAAGGACUUUAUUUCGAAUGUUUUUACUGAUGCUGUCUGGGUAUGUCCUUCACUUCUAGUUGCAGCAAAGACCUCAAAAUUUAUUGAUUCAUAUUUGUAUUAUUAUAUUUAUCCUUAUAUCUGGGAACAUCCUUCUAGUUCUUUAUGUUAUGGUCUUGUAUGUCAUGCAGAUGAUAUUCCUGCUUUCUUAGGAUCAGUUGCUAUGAAGGGUAUUCAAACCACUUAUGGAUCUAAUGGAACAAUAGUUGAUUCCGAUUUUAUAUUUUCUAAUCUUGUUCUUUCACGUGUCGGUUCCUUUUUGAGAACACAUAAUCCUAAUCCUAAUGUUGAUAAACUUUGUUAUAAUAAGGAGUUUUUUAAGGUUGGUGACUGCAAUAGGAGAACUGUUAAAUGGAAGAGCUUUCAACCUAAUUUAUCCCUUCAAGAUGUUCCAAGUUUUUCGAGUAACGUAUCUAACGAAAAAGUAUAUGGGCCUGUUCAUAUAUUAAAUCUUACUGAAUCAACAUCUGGCAAUUAUAUAAUUCCAAAGGAUGUUUGUGAUUUUUGGUUUAAACUUGGAAUUCAUGCUCAAGUGUAUUCUUCGAAAAAAAGAAGUACCUAAAAUUC